Messenger RNA from Mya arenaria, 5667 nucleotides. RefSeq names its product protein lingerer-like. Gene Ontology annotation, molecular function: protein binding. Bases 99 to 4277 code for a protein of 1392 amino acids. The transcript has 23 exons. The record is from RefSeq and is a predicted model, not a curated record. Lineage: Eukaryota; Metazoa; Mollusca; Bivalvia; Myida; Myidae. Gene Ontology annotation, cellular component: nucleus; cytoplasm.
GAAAUUGUUAGUAAAAUAUCACGUGACCGUCAGCUAUUGUAAGCCAAAUAUCCAGAUUGUUUGUAUAUAGAGUAUUGUACAUACUUGUAUAGUCUAGUAUGAGGAAUACGGUAAGCUCCGGCCGGAGCAAAACGGCGAAGGACAAGGGUAGCACAAAAUCAUCACAGAACAACACAGUCAAGUCAGAGGGACCGCCUGUUAAACAAAUACAGGCAACUGCAGAGCAGGUAGCAUUCAACAACAUGAUACAGACGAAAGACACUGCAGAUGAACAAGAACAAAAGAAAAAGAUAAACAAGAUAAUAGAGUUGACACAUUGCUCUCAGGAAAUGGCAGAAAUUGCUCUCUAUGACAGUAAGAAUGACAUGGAAUGUGCAGUCACAAUUGUCUUUGAGGGUGCUGCUGAGAGUGAAUGGCGAGAGACGGGCAAGAAAAAGAAAAAACAAAAGUCAGAGCCUGUCCCUGCGCCUUCUGAAAACCAUGUGGAAAAGAAGGCAGACAAACGAGAGGUCAGUGAUCGAAAUGACAGAGACAACCGGGACAGAAACAAGGAAGAUAAGGAAAAUGACAUGGGAUAUCGUGAACCCUCAGACAAUUACCGGCGGCCUCGUCGAAAUGACAACAGGCCACCACGAUUAUCAAGAGGGCGUGGUCGACCAGAUCGAGCAGGAGAUCGUCCUGACCGAGACGAGGAAGGGGACCGGGACGACAACAGGGACCGUUCAUUUUCAGAACGAGGCAGAGGGCGAGGGAGGGGAGGAUUGGGUCCAAGAAGAGGGAGAGGUGGGAGUAACUUCCGUACCGCAAGGCCAGGAUUUGACAAGCCUCCUCCUACACAGUUUGAAAAUGGCCCAGAAAUUGACACAUGGACAAAUGAAACAGCUGUGAUUGGAGAAAAGGAACCAAAGAUUUCCAAGUGGGGAGACAAGGAGGAUUGGAGUGAGGACAUCGACAGCUGGACAGGCAGUUUGGCUGAGACCAAAGUAUUCACUGCAAGUUCAAACCCAGCGCCUGAACCUGCUGCACUCGAACCAAUCAGCAAUACGUUCGACAUUGGAGUUUUAUAUCCAAAACAACAAAAUGAGAUGGCUGUUGAGGAUAACUACAUCUCACAGUUUAAUCAGCAAGCAACUGAAUCUAUCAAGAAUUCCAUUGGUAUUGGGUCUGGUCCAAGUUCAUCCCUUCAGAACUCAAUGAAUUCUCAGACAGCAUCAAAUGUGAGUGCUCUUGUAUCUCUACAGCAAACAGCUUUACAUGACAACCUGGGAUCUGGGUUGUCUGAGCUGACGGGGAAUGGGCUGUCUCACUCUGGGAUUGGUGGGGGUAGUCUCGGUACCAGUCUGGGCGGUUCUCUCGCUUCCAGUAUCACUGGCAAUCCUUUACACAGCGGCAGUCUCAGUGGGGAACUCACUGGCAAUGGACUUGGUGGUAGUAUGUCAGAGCCUGUGCCGGGCGGCAGUCUAACCGGGUCCAGCGUGUCUGAUGGCAGCCUUGCUGGCUCCCAGGCCGAGUCCUCUAUGGCACAAUCACAGGCUGCUAUGAUGCAACAACGCGCCAAGCCACAAAAAACAAAACUGCCACCACCAUCAAAGAUUCCGGCAUCUGCAGUUGAGAUGCCUGACCACAUGAUGACAGGACUUGAUGGACAGUUUGGAAAUCUUGAAUUUGGGUUUUCUUUUGGAGGAAAUGAAUCUGGUUCAUCUGCAUUCUCGAGUGCCGAGACUAAUAGCACAUCAUCCAUGAGUACACAUCAGCAGCCUUCCCUUAGCAAGGCUGGGGAGGCGUUGAUGAGUUCUGGCCUGGACAGUUCUCCACGCUCCACCCUUUACCAGCAAUCUCCCUACACCACACCAACCAAACAGACACAGGCAGACAACCCCAGCAAGAUCAACUCGCCACCAGAACCUUUGCAGAUGCCUGGAGGAAGCCAAGAUCUGAAAUCCAGUCCACUUGUCCCUGGACAAAGUCAGCCAGCAUCGCUACCGACAACAUACCAGUCAUCCAGCUACCAGUCACAGAAACCAAGUACGGCAUUCCAGUCGAGCAACAAGCCGGGCGCUUACCCUGGUCCCAGCCAGCCACAGCAAAACUCCAACCAAUUUUCUAGUCAGUAUCGACAGUCAAACUUCCCGUCUGGCUCAAGCCAGUUUCCGUCUGGGUCACAGUACCAGUCUCCUCCUAGUGGCUACCAGUCUAGCCAGCAAAGCUACCAGUCAGCACAGUCUGGCUUCCAGUCCAACCAGGCUCAGUUCCCAUCAGGCCAGAGUCAGUUUCAGAACUUCCAGUCUGGUUCUACAUUCCCUAACCAGUCAAGUUACUCUUCUAAUCAGGCGAGUCAGAGUUCAUUGUACCCUUCUACAACAUCAUCAUCAUUUUCAAAUCAGUCUCAACAGAGCUCACUUUACUCUCAAAAUACAAGACAGGGAUCAUACUCCAAUCAGCCAUAUUUAAACCAUGACCAUGGUGCAAGCUCGGGUACAUCAUUUCAGACUUCGGUGACAAAGGCCAAUUCACCCUUCAAAGAUAACCAGAGUGGUGCAAGUGCUUUCAGAGACAAUAUAUCUACAAAUAAAUCCAGAGAAUCAACAUCAGACAACACAGCGUUUAGCCGGGACACCAAUUCAGCAUCAAGCUUCAGUGAUAACCAGUCAAUGUCUUACAAUAGAGACAGUCAGUCUGUAGGUAGUGCAUAUGGUCGUGACCCAUCAAAUGCUUACAAAAGAGAUUCUAAGUCUGCUAGUGGUUCGUAUCCCCGUGAUAGCUCAGCCGGUGAAAGUGCUCCAUUGAAUCGAGAUUCUCAGUCCUCUAGUGCCUCGUACACAUCGAGAGACGGUCAAUCUGCUAACACUGGUUUCAGGGAAAACCAGAGAGACAGUCAGUCUGCCAACACUGGUUUCAGAGAAAACCAGACUGGUGCAGCAGGGUUUGGAACCCAGGCAGGCUCGUAUCCACGUGAUAGCAACUCAACUCAGUCUCAAUCUGGAUUUAGUGCUAAAACGUUCAGAAACUCAACCGAGGUCUCAAGUUCAUUGCAGAAUUCCUUAACUGGAAACAAACUUAUGGACAGUUUUUCUAACAUGACUGUGAAUGAGGGAUCAUUGGAUGGUCGGCAGUCAUCACAGGGUGAGGGAGGCAGUAGUAGUCGAACACCCAGCACAACGCCAGCAUCCACUACGCUGAGUACAACAGUGACAAGCAGCACGACCACAAAAAUCUCAACACUGCCAUCCUCCACUGCAGCUUCAUCAUCCAAAGGUCCCCCAAACUUGCCACCGGGAGUUCCCCUGAUGGCAGCAGCUCAGCAGUACAUCAUGGGACAGGCCGGACAACUGCCCUUCUAUAACCUACCUGGAGUGCAGGGGAUGCAGCAGCCAUUGUACGCCAACAUGGAAGAUUUCCAAUACAGACUGCCCCCACACGCUGCAAACAACCUGUAUGAGCUCACAGCAGCUGCAGGGCUACAGAUACCGCCAACAUCACUGUCAGCAAGCAGUUCACAGCAGCCCAGCGUCCCAUCAGUACCCACUGUGCCAUACACAGGAUCACAAGACAAUUCAGGGAAGUUGAACCGGUUAGAGGCCCAGUCUCCUACUGGUACAGUUCCUACCACAACCCCUAACGUACCGGUAACCGGCCAAGCAGGGCACCAACAACAGCCAUUCAUUCUCAACUAUGGCUACUACUACCCACCCAACAUGUUCCCAGGCAACCCUGGAAUACAAGGAUACCCUAUGAUACCAAUGCCACAGGUGACCAAUGCUGCUCAUGCUGGCUCCACAGCCAACACACAAUACCAGCAGAAAAACUUCAGCUCCCAUGUGCAGUAUGGAACUAACAAAGUGUAUGAUGAGUUGUCUGGUCAGAGUGGAGGGGAUUUCAACAAGAGCCCCUACGGCAGCUCCCAGUCCCAACCCAAACCCUCUGCUAACUCAACAGUGACAGGGUCAUCCGACAUCUCUUCACUGCCUGGUGGCUACAGUAAGACCCAUCCCCAGGCUUUCGACAAGCAGGGUUUCCAUGCAGGGACCCCUCCCCCUUUCAAUCUGCAGAUGGCGGCAGGGCAGCUGGCCACGGGGACCCAAGCAGGCUCACUUGGGGCUCACACGACACCAUACGCUCCCUAUGUGCCGAUGAUGCCCCACCAGCCACACUCGCAGAUGCUGCACCAUCCUUUACAGGACACAAGUUCAUCAAGCCGUGGGGGCCAGCAGACUGGUGGCCAGUCUAAGACGUCGGGUAAAACCUAUAGCUCUGGCUCUAACUGGGGGCCUUACUAGAGGCAUAGAAGCUUGGAUAGAUGCUCCGGAAACGUCAAGGCAUCCUCUGGACUUGACUGUGAACAACUUACAUUAAAUAUCAUAUCUUAAGAAUUAAACUAUAGGAUGGUUGAUUUGUUGUUGUUCCUGGUACAAGAUGUAUUCUGCAUAAUGCAUCAAUUUGGUAUAUUUCGCUUAUGAUAGCUGAUUAUUUUUGUGAAUAAAGAAAUCAAUCGCUGUUACAAAAAGUAUUUUAAACUUGUCUAUUUUUGAUUACUGAUACAUGUUUAUGCUGCUUACUAAUGAUCUGCAUAUAGAGAUGCUUGAAUUUUGCUACGGUCAUGAAAAAAUGGUGUCUUAUUAAGCAGGAGUGCUGAAAUAUGCACUCUAAACCAUGGUCUACCAUUUGGCAUGACUCAAAAAUGACCAGUUUUGUUUUGCAUAUUGUACAGUAAUGUGUCUGUAAUUAUCUUGAUCAACUGUUGUAAUCUGUAUAUCUUUUUCUUGUACAGUGUAGUUAAAUGUAUUUUUCUUGCGUGAUUUUCUUAAUAAGAGUAUGUGUUGUUGAAUAAAUUGUUGCGCUUACAACUUCCGUCUUGUUAACAUGACUAGAAACUAGAUUAAAACAGAAAAUUACAGAAAAGUGUGGUGACUAAGAUAGAUGGAUUGAAACAAUAAACAUGAAAUUCUUGAACAGAUUUUAUGAAGAAGUGAUAUUUUAUAACACCUUAUUAGUAUUUUUUUUUACUAGGAGAUCGGACAAAAAUAAUCUGAUAUAACAUUUUCUCAGAGCUUAUUAAGGAAAUUUUCUAACAAGCUCAGUUUAAACUUGCUUUGGGCUCAUUUUAAAGCUUAUAGAAGUAUAAUCACAUUCAUGUUUCUUUGUUGCUGAUUAUUUCAUUACAUAUGGUCAACGUUUUAUUGAAUAGCAAUCAUAGAAAAUGGUGUAUUGCAUGCUUAACUUGCAUUUUGUAGGUCACUUCGCAAAUUGAUUUUUCAUGUUCUAGUAUGUCAAUCAAGUAAUAGUAUUAUACAAAGAUAACCUGUAAAUAUAUCGCUGUAUAGACAUAGAAGGUAUACAUUUGUUAUAAAUAAACUUUUGAUGUGUUACUUCAGAAUAUUUGUAGUGUGAAUUAGUAUAUUAUUGUGAUUCAAUGAACUUUGUGUUUGUUUUGAAUAUGGACCAAAUGGCUCAGAAUUGAACAGCCUCACAAGGUAACAUAUUUAUAUGGCACUGUGAACAAAUCUGGACAGUUUUGCCUAUCCUUGUCCUCUACGUUUAAACUUGUAUUCUAUGAUAAUGGGUCUUGGUGUUUUAGCUGUGCCAUGUACAUGUUCUCUUGUGGUGUUGACAAGUCGGUCUAGGAAUAGUCACCAGGUUUCUCUGUGAAUAAAAAGGACACAAAAUUCA